AUGAAGAAGAAUAUAAGAUCUCUUCCUUUGGCAAUAGGACUCCUCGAGUAUGGAGUGAAAACGGGAAACUCCGAUCAAGUGACUAUCCAAGCCACUGUAAUGGAUUAUUUGACAAACGAUCUUCAAGUGAUGGAAGUGGUAGACAAAGGAGCUGACUAUUUCUUCAACUUUAUUCAUAUGGAAAACGCUCAGCAACUAAAGUCAGGAUUCAUUUUACUGAACAGCAAAGUUGGACCUAUCAUAGCAGGAAGCGAUUAUACAAAUGAAUUGUGCCAUCACCAGAUCUUUGCAACGAAGACAUCUCAAGAAAACCGUGCCCUAGAUAUAGAUCAAUUUUGGAAGUUGGACUGUAUUGGCAUCCAAGAUCGAUCUGAUACACAAGAUGAUGAACAGGCACUGUAA
Messenger RNA from Brugia malayi, 402 nucleotides. RefSeq lists its product as uncharacterized. The record is from RefSeq and is a predicted model, not a curated record. NCBI's taxonomy places the organism in Eukaryota, Metazoa, Nematoda, Chromadorea, Rhabditida, Onchocercidae. The coding region runs from base 1 to 402 and encodes 133 amino acids. The transcript has a single exon.